Molecule: messenger RNA, 2165 nt
Organism: Drosophila nasuta
Lineage: Eukaryota; Metazoa; Arthropoda; Insecta; Diptera; Drosophilidae
Product: serine protease SP24D
Exons: 2
Coding region: 46-801 (251 amino acids)
Biological process (GO): proteolysis
Molecular function (GO): serine-type endopeptidase activity
Source: RefSeq, a predicted model, not a curated record
UUCUGCCGGCGGGCAAUUAGUACGACUUUAAAAUCUCCCCCAGAAAUGUCGUCGCAAUUGCUCGUCUGUCUUCUUGCGGCACUCUGUCUGAGCUGUGUGGCCGCCCAGUCGAGUCGCCUGGUCGAUGGCGAAUCGGCUGCCGUGGGUUCGCAUCCCUACAGCGUCUCGCUCCAGUUUCAAGGUGACCACAUCUGUGGCGGUGCCCUAAUCAGCGAUAGAGUUGUCCUGACGGCAGCGCAUUGCGUCACACGUGGCGGUAGCAUUGAAAGUUAUCCAGCUAGAAGCUUUACUGUCCGCGCUGGCAGCAUUCAACGUUCCGCUGGCGGUCAAUUGGUCACCGUCUCCAGUAUCGUUGUGCACAAAUCCUAUGCCAAUGGCCUGAAUAAUUUGGCGCUACUUGUGCUGCACUCGCCGCUCACCCUCAAUGCCAACACCCAGCCCAUUGCCUUAGCCACUGAGGUGCCUUCAGCUGGCGUUACCUUGACCUUCAGCGGCUGGGGUUCAUUGAAGGAUUCGGGUGCCUUGAGCCACCGCUUGAUUGUGGGCACCCAGCUGUUGCUCAGCGAUGCCGAGUGUCAGCAGCAGUUGUAUCUGCAGGACGAGGGUCUCCUCUGUUUGGCCCCCACAGAUACUCAAACGGCGCAAGGCAUUUGCGUUGGCGAUGCUGGCGCACCGGCUGUCUACAACAAUCAACUGGUUGGCAUCGGCAGCUUUUAUGUGGGCGGCUGUGGUAGCAGCAGUCCCGAUGGUUUCCUCAAUAUUGCCUACUAUCGUGACUGGAUCAGCGAGAAUACUCCCUGAACCUUUAGAUCUUCUUAAGCUUCAGAUCUAUGCAGUCGAACUCACAAUUUGCUUUAUUUAGUUACUUUAUAAGGGUAUUGUAAUAAAAUUGUUUGGCUUUUGGUUAGCGUGUUUUAGACUCGAAGUGGGAUGCGUUCCGGUUACCUUGGGUAUUUUUUAGGGGCUAAAAAUCUUUGCUACUUACAUUGCAGAGGCAUGAGAUCAUCGUGUUUUUUAUCGUUCAGACUCGACUCCAAAAAAUUGUACACUGCAAUUUCUGAAAUUCUUUUCUGGUUUUUGCUAGCUCAAAGGUUAAGGUCAUAAAUAAUAUAUACAUUUAAAUAUUAAAAUUUUGGCAAUUAUUCUCGAUGCAAUUUCAUUUUAACCUAUUUGAUAUAACUUGAAGCUUAUUCGAUUCUCAUAAUUUAAAUUUAAGAGGUUAUAAACUUAAGUAUUUUAUUCUCUUAUUCAUUGAGUUUCAAAACUCAUUUGUAAUGAAUCUGUCUGGAGUUACAAUUGCAUAUUGUUAAGUCCCAAGAGACGACAUAUGAUUUUAAAAAUAUUGCACAACUCUUUACAUAGUUUAUUUAUUAUGGAAGCUGCCAAUUUUUUUUAUUGAAUUCACAAACAAUCAGCUUGAUUUUUUAUGUUCAUUCAUAAAUUUUAUAUUUUAAGACUCUGUACUCUGUACUGUAAAAGUAGGAGCGCCUAGUCAGUUUAUCGCACAUCGCGUAACAGUUAAAAGGAAUAAAAUACUUGAACCGACAAAUUCCUGAUCAACGACAACAGUUGAAGCAAAUAACAUUUUAGAGCCACUGAAGUUUGUAUUGAUAGUAUUGAGAGUUAACAAUUGAGGAAAAAAUAAAACCCUCGAGUGAACAAUUGCCUUUUAUUUAAACAGAUAGCAUCGCAACUAAUAAUGAAUUAAAUGGAAUCAAAGUAUCAUAAAAAAAGGCGUGGGCAUGCGAUAAGCUGAAGUGGAAGACGCUGUCGAGUAUCUAUACAACUGACAACUGACAAUGGACAAUGGACAACUAUUAGGGGGUGCGAUAGUAGGAUUUUUGAAGAGGCCCCAAUGUGGCAUGCCUGAUGAAGUGCGACGCUAAUUGAACGUAUUGUGCCCCGAUAAGAUUGAGUUGGAUAGAGAGAGCACAUUUUUUGUAUUGAUUGCAGUCGAAAGAAUCUUUAUUUUAUUUUGAUUUGCUGUUUAUUCCAUCUGCUUUUGAAUCCAAUCGUAGUUGGAAGCAAUGCUGAUGAAGCGUUCAGGCAACAUGCCACCGCAUUCGCCAAGCAUAUCAGCGGCGAGGCCAACAAGUUCUCCCAGAUAGACAGCUGGGCCGCCAAUGUCCCCGGUGCAAAUGCCUUGACGUCUGCCAUGUCCCAGG